Lecanosticta acicola is the source of this 1611-nucleotide messenger RNA. The record is from the annotation of a GenBank genome assembly. Lineage: Eukaryota; Fungi; Ascomycota; Dothideomycetes; Mycosphaerellales; Mycosphaerellaceae.
AUGGCACAGACUGCGGAGCCUCAGGGCAUCAUUGCCUUCCUGCUGCAACCCCAGAUCGUCCCCUUCUUCAUCGCAGCAAUUGUUCUCGCUGCCAUCAAGAUCAUUGACCGUACCGACAUUCCCAAGAUCAAGGGAAUACCUGAAGUUCCCGGCGUACCACUUCUGGGGAACCUCGCACAGCUAGGCGACAAUCACGCCAUCAACGCACAGAAGCUCGCUGAGAAGCAUGGACCUGUCUUCCAAGUCCGCCUGGGCAAUCGAAGGAUCGUCUUCGCAAACACCUUUGAUAGCGUCAAGCACUUCUGGAUCACGAAUCAGUCUGCCUUGAUCAGCAGACCUACCCUUCACACCUUCCAUACGGUCGUAAGCUCCAGCGAAGGAUUCACGAUCGGAACGAGCCCGUGGGACGAGAGCUGCAAAAAGCGAAGGAAAGCUGCUGCUACGGCUCUGAAUCGUCCUGCUGUACAGAGCUACAUGCCAACUAUCGAUUACGAGGUGACCAAGUCCAUCAAGGAACUCCUCAAAGACAGUGAUUUCGGCAAGAAAGACAUCGACCCUAAUCCAUACUUCCAACGCUACGCACUGUCCACCUCCUUGACUCUGAACUACGGAAUCCGAAUCGAAGGAAACAUCAACGACGACAUGCUUCAAGAGAUCGUCCACGUUGAACGAGAAAUCUCCAACUUUCGGAGCACCGCCACCAACUGGGCAGACUACAUCCCUCUGCUGCGUCUCCUUCCUGGGGGAAACGACAAGCCUUUGGAGUACAAGAAGCGCCGAGCGAACUACAUGAACAAGCUCCUCGGCAUGCUGAAAGAACGCAUCGCAAACGGAACAGACAAACCUUGUAUCUCCGGCAACGUCCUCAAAGACCCAGAAGCCAAGCUCAACGACGCAGAAGUCAUGUCCAUCGGCCUCACCAUGGUCAGCGCAGGUCUCGACACCGUCCCAGGAAACCUCAUCAUGUGCAUCGCCUACCUCUCGUCCCCCCGCGGCCAAGAAAUCCAAUCCCGCGCCCUCCAGGAAAUCAACACCCUAUACCCCGACAACGAUUCCUGGGAGAAAUGCCUCCACGAGGAAAAAGCAGAAUACAUCACCGCGCUCGUGAAGGAAACCCUCCGAUACUGGAGCGUCAUCCCCAUCUGCCUGCCCCGCAAAUCCAUCAAGGACAUCACGUACAACGGCGCCGUCAUCCCCGCCGGCACCUCCUUCUACAUGAACGCCUACGCCGCCCACUAUGAUUCCACGCACUUCAAAGACCCCUACACCUUCCACCCGGACCGCUACCUCGCCGACACCUCCAUCGACGACGCCGCCGCCACGCGCGGCACGCCGCACUACGGCUACGGCGCCGGCAGCCGCAUGUGCAUCGGCUCGCACCUCGCCAACCGCGAACUGUACACCGCUUUCCUGCGCCUCAUCACGGCUUUUGAAAUCUUGCCGCCGAGGAAUCAGGCGGAUGAGCCCUGGUUGGAUUGCAUGAAUUGUAAUGUCUUGCCGAAUGGCUUGACGAUGGAUCCCAAGGCUUUCAAGGUCGGCGUGAGGGUGCGGAAUCGGGAAGUUUUGGAGAAGUGGUUGGCGGAGGCGGAGGCGAGGACGAGGGAUCUCUGA